AUGGCCAUGCAAAUGUGUAACAGACGUGUCACUCAAGCGACAACAAAACUUGUUCGACAACUUGCUAAAUCUGUACCAAUGAAAGUUGAAGAUAAUCAUCAUGAUGAUGAAUAUACACGUAUACCUGUACCAAAAACCUCAACAGUAAAAACAAUGGUUUCAAUGUAUAGAUAUUUAUUGCAUGACAAUGCAUCUGUUACAACUGGACUUAACACUGCUCUUAGCAUUCGUCAUGCGCAUACUGAUAUUCAAAUACCAAAUUUCGACUAUUACCAUGCUAAUGAUAAUACUGCACCUUAUUCUUAUUUAACUCCAAUUGGCAAAAAUGCUGUAUUUAAAUGGCGUAAUAAACCAAUUUUUGUUCGCCAUCAUACACCACAAGAAAUUAUACGAGAAGAAGGUGUUAAUGUAAGUCAAUUACGUCAUCCACGAAAUGAUUCUGAACGUGUACAAAAACCCGAAUGGGUAAUUGUUAUUGGUAUAUGCCCUCAUCUUGGUUGUAUGCCAAUAGCAAAUGCUCGUGAUUUUGGUGGUUAUUUUUGUCCUUGUCAUGGUUCGCAUUAUGAUGCAUCUGAACGUAUACGAAAAGGUCCAGCACCAUUUAAUCUUGAAAUUCCUCAAUAUGUAUUUAAAGAUGACAGUACAGUUGUCAUCGGUUAG
Molecule: messenger RNA, 660 nt
Organism: Rotaria sordida
Lineage: Eukaryota; Metazoa; Rotifera; Eurotatoria; Philodinida; Philodinidae
Source: the annotation of a GenBank genome assembly